Molecule: messenger RNA, 622 nt
Organism: Acaulospora colombiana
Lineage: Eukaryota; Fungi; Glomeromycota; Glomeromycetes; Diversisporales; Acaulosporaceae
Source: the annotation of a GenBank genome assembly
AUGCCGUGGAAUAAAGGAAGCCGAAGUGAAAAGAUAUUUGUAGAUUUGAAUAUAAUCUAUGCAAAUGGGAAUGAGUAUUCAUUUGAAGAGCUCAGAGCAAAAAUUCGUGAAUAUGAAGUCAAAACCAAGGUCGAGUCUACCAACGAUCGAGCCGCAGAAUCGCAAGCACCGCAAAGCAAGGGUAUUACCCAGUUAUCCAACAAAACGAAUAGUGAAUGUCAUGAACAAACAAUUCCCAGGAUGAGUCCUACAUUGUUGCACCCCAAGAAACUUUUCAAGCGACCUUCUCCAACUAUCAACACAAAAGCCGCCUUUGCAGAUAUAAUGGAGUUGUUCAAUCAGCCGCUGAACUGUGAACACAGUGAUGAUUACAAAGAGGAUGAGAAUAGUGAUAAGUCGAAUGAUCAAACACCAAGACGUAAAAAAUCGGAUGUUCCUAGGACACCACAAAAUAAUUGCGUUACUCCUGUAUUUAAAGGCAGUGCCAAAAAUGAUGCCCUCGAGAACUGCUCUAACUUGCGCGACAAUAAUCGCAGGGUUCCAUUUGAACUGAUGACACCAAUACAGGAAACAAGUCGGGAGUAUAAAUCAAAUUGCACGACGCCGUUUCGUCUGUCAGAAG